GCCGGAAAAUUAAUGAUUAUUCUCAUUAUUCUCAUAUCAUAUAUUACUUUUGCUGUUAACAUGCAUAUAACAAUUAUUAUACAUUGACUUUUUUUAUUAUUUAAACAUUUCCCUCAGAAACAGUUUUUUGCACAAUUCUUAUAUUUCUCAAAAGUAUUGACUUCUUCGUAUGUUUUCAAUAUAGCUUUUAGAAAUGACUUUGAACUUUUUUCUCAUUUUUAGGCAGAAAACAAAUUCGAGAUCAAAAGACUGUCUUUUCAAAUGGCUGAACCCUUUUGCUUUUUUUUUUUUUCAAAACACCCUGAAGAUUCAUUUGAAAUAUCCCUUUUUAGUUCAUAUACUCCCUUGUAUAUACAUACAUAGCUCCCUAUUUACAUAAAUAGAUAGCAGAGGAAAGAGAGUGAGAUGUGAAGAGGGUUUUGGUGUUUAGCACCCCUUUUUUGCUGGUCGUGAUUUAGUUGCUUCUGGUAAACCGAUAAAAUUAGGGUCACACGAUUACUGCAACUGUUGGCCCAUCAGCACCAAGCCUUCGUGCCGAAAAAUUUACUCAGAGGGAUUGCUGAGGGCGUGUUGGGCAUGGAUUCACAAGGGAUGCACAAAAGCCACGCCUAAUGCGUCCUCACCAUGUACCCUGAAUCCCGUUCCAUCCUGCAAUGUGCCCUGUUUUAAAAGUUUCGGAAUCUCCUGGGGGGUAAAGUGAUGGUGUUAUGUUGAGGGUGAAUAUUUAAAUUUUUUAGCUAUUUAAUUAAAAUCAAUCGUUCUUAAGCUUUUAACGUUCUUGAGAUGUUGAAGUAUUUGUGUAUGUAAAAUAUAUAGUUAGUCAUCGAUACGGCACUGCCAAAGGGGAUGGAAUGGUAUACAAAACACUCUUCGGAGGGCUGGAAGAGGGCUCUAUAGUCACACUUCAUUCGAAGUGGUGUGCAGCCUUAGGGAGGAGUUCCUUGUCACACACAAUAGAUUGCAUUUGCCCAAAAGUGCCCGCAAGAGGAUCAUCAUCUUAAAAAUCAACAUCACUCAGUGGAAGUCGGUUAGUCAAUCCUUGACAUUAGUUCAGUUAACAUCGUGAUCAUGAAGAGUACUCGAGAGUUAUCGCCUCCUCAGACAUAUUCACGCCUCUUUCGGCCCUGGGAUGGAGACAAGUCUACUUCCCUUAAGGGCAAAGAACAGGAUAAGUUAAAAAGACUUUGUGAUGUGGGUGUUAAGUCAGAAAAUGUGGUACAAUCUGUGAAUGGGCACAAAGACCCAUCUACUGUGCAAGUGGAUCCAACAUUAGAGUAUCAACAAUUACACGGAUAUGCGAACUGCCAGCAAUUUCUAGACUAUCAGGAUUGUUAUGGAAUGGUACCUAUCUUUGAUCCUCUAACCCGCUGUAUGAUGGAACAAGAAUAUGCCAGGGUAAUUGCUGAGGAUGCACAGACAAAAAUUUUAAAUUUACGCCGCCAACGUCCAAAAAAAUUUAAAUGUCCCCACUGCGAUGUUGCAUUUUCCAACAAUGGUCAACUGAAAGGGCACAUUCGUAUCCAUACAGGUGAGAGACCAUUCAAAUGUGACGAUUCGAAUUGUGGCAAAACGUUUACCCGGAACGAAGAAUUGACGAGACACAAAAGGAUUCACACAGGCCUUCGUCCCUUCGCAUGCACAGUGUGUGGGAAAAAAUUUGGUCGACGAGAUCAUUUGAAGAAGCACACGAAGAUCCAUUUCGCACCUGAGAGACUCUUCCCAUCCACUGUCUUCCUGCCCUAUACAUUUCUGCCAACAUACUGAAGAUACCUUGUCUUUGUUCAUCAUUCCUGAAGUCAGUCCUCUGUAAAUAAUUUUAUACAAUUAAGGAACAAAUUUAAGGAAUGUGGUACAUCCUAUAAAGAUAGGUGAAAAGAGUGUUCAGAUUUAUUUU
This is a messenger RNA of Phlebotomus papatasi, 1894 nucleotides long. Its product is annotated as Krueppel-like factor 2. The record is from RefSeq and is a predicted model, not a curated record. Gene Ontology annotation, biological process: regulation of transcription by RNA polymerase II. Bases 1069 to 1764 code for a protein of 231 amino acids. Gene Ontology annotation, molecular function: RNA polymerase II cis-regulatory region sequence-specific DNA binding; DNA-binding transcription factor activity, RNA polymerase II-specific. Lineage: Eukaryota; Metazoa; Arthropoda; Insecta; Diptera; Psychodidae. The transcript has 2 exons.